This is a messenger RNA of Aspergillus alliaceus, 528 nucleotides long. RefSeq lists its product as uncharacterized. NCBI's taxonomy places the organism in Eukaryota, Fungi, Ascomycota, Eurotiomycetes, Eurotiales, Aspergillaceae. The coding region runs from base 197 to 418 and encodes 73 amino acids. The record is from RefSeq and is a predicted model, not a curated record. The transcript has a single exon.
AUCAAAGAUGGAACAUUGUGACCUAUAGACUAUAAAAACAGCAACCGUGACUGUCCUCUGCCCUAUUGCCUUCCCUGCUGAACAAAGAAUAUCCUCAAAAACGUGGGAGACCUUCCUUCCACUUAUAACUACAUCGACGCAGCAAAACCCGUCGUCGUUUCUCUUCCCUCCUCUCUCCAGUAAGUAUCAUUCCAGCAUGGCUCCCAAACGCAAAACAAAGACGGCUCCUCAAGCUGACCUAUCCGGGCAGCUCCGACAACCAAGGACCAAGCCUAGACCAAACCCACCAAACGAACGCAGUAUCCGCGCCGUGCUCAGUUACCAUAUCGCUCCUGCCAUGGACGACGUCGCAGUGAUCCGGGACAUGAGACAGCAAGUUUCCACGACCGUCACGCAGGGAGACCUAAGCAUGAAGUGAACGGCAAUCCCGUGAUUGGCAACCCCCUGGGCCUGACCGAGGCCGAAAAAGCGAGCGAGACCGACAAAUGGAGCGAGAGUCCAAAUGCCUGGGUGAAAGUCAAACACCGG